Molecule: messenger RNA, 1788 nt
Organism: Anolis carolinensis (green anole)
Lineage: Eukaryota; Metazoa; Chordata; Lepidosauria; Squamata; Anolidae
Gene: arl6
Product: ADP ribosylation factor like GTPase 6
Exons: 8
Coding region: 256-816 (186 amino acids)
Biological process (GO): intracellular protein transport; vesicle-mediated transport; protein localization to cilium
Cellular component (GO): axoneme; cytoplasm
Molecular function (GO): GTPase activity; GTP binding
Source: RefSeq, a predicted model, not a curated record
AGAAGGCGUGCGCGGUGAGGGCGGAGGGUGGCCUUCGUGAAGGGAGCCCCGGGUCUCUUUAUUGUAACGUUUUUCAUAUAUUUGUCUCUCGCUUUGCCUCUGGGCCCUACCAUGUUCCUCGCCCACACAACAGCCCUGCCCAUGAAGAAGGCAAGCAACCAGUUUUCAAGGCAGGCAGGUGAGACAAUACAGCAAAAUAGGCCCACUUCAGAAAGAAAUAAUGCUGGGUUUUGAUUGUGCCAUUCAGUCGAAAUUAUGGGAUUAUUUGACAAGCUGGCAGGCUGGCUUGGCCUGAAGAAGAAGGAGGUUCAUGUUUUGUGCCUUGGACUGGAUAAUAGUGGCAAAACAACAAUUAUCAACAAACUGAAACCAUCUAAUGCUCAAGCUCAAGAUAUUGUUCCCACAAUAGGAUUUAGUAUAGAAAAAUUCAAGACCUCAAGUUUGUCAUUCACUGUGUUUGAUAUGUCGGGUCAAGGUAGAUACAGAAAUCUUUGGGAGCACUACUACAAGGAUUGCCAAGCUAUUAUUUUUGUUAUUGAUAGCAGUGACAAACUAAGAAUGGUUGUGGCCAAAGAAGAACUUGACACACUCAUGAAUCAUCCAGAUCUUAAACAUAGACGAAUACCAAUUUUGUUCUUUGCAAACAAGAUGGACCUUAGAGACGCUGUGUCAUCUGUAAAAGUCUCCCACUUACUGUCCUUGGAGGACAUCAAAGACAAGCCAUGGCAUAUCUGUGCUAGUGAUGCUAUUAAGGGAGAAGGAUUGCAAGAAGGUGUAGACUGGCUUCAAGAUCAAAUUCAAUUAAUGAAGACAUGAAAAACCAAUGAGCUAUGAAAAUGUCAUAAAGAUUAUUUAUAGAUGUAACUGAAGAGCAUUGAAGAUAAAGGACUUUUUAGGUCUGUUUGUUCUCUCUCCCUGCCCCCUUUUUUUGGCUUUUAUAAAAUCCCAUUGGGAUUUUUUUUGUAACAAAACAUAGCUCACAUGCACAUUCAUGUUAUGGACCAAAAAUGUAGGUGUGGUUGGAACAGUUCAAUCAUUGUAUGAAAAGACCAGUGUGCUUUGAGUUAUGGGCUUUGUGUUGUCUCCCCUCUGCCCCCCUCCCAUGUGUCCUAUUAAAAAAACUGCCCAUUUGUGAUAAACACAUUGAGAUAAACUAUGGUAUAGCAGCAUGUCCACAAUGAAGAAGUGGCUGCCAGAAACCUUAGGCACACAUGUUCCUCUGCAAAGCUGUAAGGGGCAACAUUGGUAGCUCUUUUUCUGAUCUAAGCCUUGGCUUUUCAUAUCACUCAAGCCAGGGAUUGUACUUUAUAACAAACUCACAUUCUCAGAAUAAGACAACUUCAAAUUGUGAAGCAGUCUUUUAAACUAAUCAAAGCUUGUUUUAAGUCAAAAUUUCUUAUCUAGUUGACACAGCAAUUUUAUUGGGGGGGGGGCACCUAAAAGCAGCCCAGUGUAUUCAUGGUUUCAUAGGAUGAGUAACACCAACCAAGGCUUACACCAGCAUCUUCUUUAUCAUACUCAGCUUCCUAAACUGUGAUUUAAUAUUUAUCUGCAAAUUAGUCUCUUUUACCAGAAUUUGCUGUGGACCUUUGGCAAAAGUCAAUUGAAUUGUUUUAAAUGGAAAAUAGCUAUAAAAUUAAAAUUUUUCAUAUCUUUUAAGUUAAAUAUGGAUUCUGGUUUAUAAGCCAUUAUGGAUGUUUAUAAUUUUCUGUUGGUAUGUUCUCAAAUUAUAGUGUGUUCUGUAAUAACUGAAACAAUAUUUUGAUAAAUAAAAUAGUAUAUGGUUAA